AUGGCCCCUAAUAUCAACGACGCUGCGGCCAAGCUGCCUGCGGCUUUCAACAAGAAGCUGUCGCUGGCGUCGCGGUCGGUGCACGCCGAUGACCACAUCAACAAAAACCCAGAUGUGGCUCCCCCAAUGCACGUCAGCACGACCUACCGCUAUGCGGCCAACCCGGACGACCUGGUCCCCUGGUCGGAGAUUGACGAGUCCAACUUCUGGACCGAGCAGGCGGCGUCGCACGACCCCUUCUGGAUCUACUCGCGCGAGAAGUCUCCCACGUCAACCCGCUUCGAGACCAUCCUGACCUCGCUGCUCGGCGCGCCCGCCGUCUCGUACGCCUCGGGCCUGGCCGCCUUCCACGCCAUGAUGGUAUUCCUCAACCCGCGGCGCGUGGCCAUCGGCGGCGGCUACCACGGCUGUCACGGCAUCCUCAAGCUGCUCAACAAGCUCAACGGGCUGCAGGUCGUCGAGUUGGAGGACGAGGCGGCGCUGGCGGCGCUGCAGAAGGGCGACGUCAUCCACGUCGAGACGCCGCUCAACCCGUACGGAGAGGCCCGUAACCUGGCCUACUUCCGCCAGCGCGCCGACGAGCUGGGCUGCUAUCUCACCGUCGACGCGACCUUCGCCCCGCCCCCGCUGCAGGACCCCUUCCAAUUCGGUGCCGACAUCGUCAUGCACUCCGGCACCAAGUACUUCGGCGGCCAUAGCGAUAUGCUUGCCGGUGUGCUGGCCGUGCGCCCGGAUCGCGCCAGCGACUGGCUCGGCACGCUGCUCGAAGAGCGUCUCGUGCUCGGCAGCGUGAUGGGCAGCCUGGAGGGCUGGCUGGGCGUGCGCAGCUUGCGCACGCUGGAGCUACGCGUCACCAGGCAGAGCGAGACCGCGCAGAAGCUGGUUGACUGGAUCGCUGCAGAGAAGGCGAAGGAGGGCAGCGUGGUAGCCGACGUGGUGCUGGAGGUGCGGCACGCGUCGCAGCAACCGGAGGCCAAGGACGAGAACUCGUGGCUGCGCAAGCAGAUGCCGCGUGGAUUCGGGCCCGUCUUCUCCCUCGUGCUCAAGAGCGAGCAGCACGCGCGCCGGCUUCCCAGCAAGCUGGGCCUGUUCCACCACGCGACCAGCCUGGGUGGCGUCGAGAGUUUGAUUGAGUGGCGCGCCAUGAGCGAUUCGUCGGUCGACAGGCGCCUGGUGCGCGUGAGCAUUGGUGUUGAGGGCUUUGAGGACCUGCGCGAUGACCUGCUGCAGGGUCUGCAGGCGCUGCGAGAGGAGCUGAAAUAG
This is a messenger RNA of Thermochaetoides thermophila DSM 1495, 1263 nucleotides long. Its product is annotated as putative pyridoxal phosphate binding protein. The coding region runs from base 1 to 1263 and encodes 420 amino acids. The record is from RefSeq and is a predicted model, not a curated record. Gene Ontology annotation, biological process: transsulfuration. The transcript has a single exon. Gene Ontology annotation, molecular function: pyridoxal phosphate binding; carbon-sulfur lyase activity. Lineage: Eukaryota; Fungi; Ascomycota; Sordariomycetes; Sordariales; Chaetomiaceae. Gene Ontology annotation, cellular component: cytoplasm.